Sphaeroforma arctica JP610 is the source of this 489-nucleotide messenger RNA. RefSeq lists its product as hypothetical. The coding region runs from base 1 to 489 and encodes 162 amino acids. NCBI's taxonomy places the organism in Eukaryota, Ichthyosporea, Ichthyophonida. The record is from RefSeq and is a predicted model, not a curated record. The transcript has a single exon.
AUGGCUAGAAUGGGACAUAUCACAUGGCCAACUGCCUUUGAAGCUGUCGACGAAGCCAAUCGCUUUCGCGAUGAAUUCUUCCCUGACUAUCCCAUGUACCCUAAUGUGUCAGCCGCCAACCAACACCUCCAAGCCAUCACUACUUGUAUCAAGCAACCACGCAGCCCACCCGAUCAAGUCAAGUCUUUGGAUCCACCACCCGAGCCUUAUCACACUUUACCCUCGCAAAAAGCGAUGCACAAUUCACCAAGAAACUCAAUACAGAACUUCAGGCCGAGAUCGAUAACUAUAAACAACACAACGUCGACCUUGGCAAACGUGGCCAGUAUGCCACCCUCCUCAAUGAAAUCAAAGACAUUUCCGACCAGCUCCGUACAGCCCAAAAUAAUCUGCAACAUCGCGAUAGCCGCUCCACCUCCAAUCUCACUGCCAUGCAAGCUGAAAUAUACGAACUUCGCACCGAGCUUCAAACAGCACACGACACUAUAG